This is a messenger RNA of Plasmodium fragile, 5016 nucleotides long. RefSeq lists its product as uncharacterized. The record is from RefSeq and is a predicted model, not a curated record. The transcript has a single exon. NCBI's taxonomy places the organism in Eukaryota, Apicomplexa, Aconoidasida, Haemosporida, Plasmodiidae. The coding region runs from base 1 to 5016 and encodes 1671 amino acids.
AUGGAGGAGGAUAACAGAAUAGGGAAGGAGCAACUGGUAUGCUGGGUGCAGAAAAUGUUAAAGAGAAAGCGCUUUGACUUUCCUGACCUGAAAGAUGGAGGAGUCUACGUGGAGCUGUUCCAAUGCAUAUGGCCACAAAUGAUGAAAAAGUACCACCAUGAAAAUUACACAAAUGGAAACAAAACGAAACAGAAAGAAAAAACAAACUGGACAAUUAUCAACUCUGUCCUCAAUCAUCUACAGAUCGAUUCUGCUUUUAUAAGCUACAACCACAUAUACACGGAACCACACUUUAGCAGCUGCUACCAAUCGUUGAUCCUUUUAUUCUUCCUGCACUCCUUAGUGAAGCAUCACGCAUGCGACUUUGUGCUAGCCUAUCCCGUAACGAAAAAAUUAACAGACUUUAUGUCAAGUGAGGAACCUCUAAAUUGUUUGGUCAGAGCUGGCUCUGUGCAGCUUCCUCGAAAAAUUUGCAACGGCUUUUCCACAGACUUUCCCAACGCUGUGCAGGUGAAUAAUGCCGCGGUAACAAACGGUGAGCAAAAGGACAACCCCUUCGACAUGGGCAGGUCGCAAAACUGUGUCUCCUCAAGAUGGACUAGUGAACUGGACCACAGGGACUUCACCAAUAGGCUUCAUAACCUUCACAGUGUAAACAUGAAAACGUCACCUCUGCUAAGUAGCAAUGGACUUGUUACACCGUUUACAAAUAGGGAUGCAAUGAGUAGCGAUAAAUCCUUCCCCUGCAGUAGUACAGGUGGGAACAACUGUGAGCAACGCAACACUACUAAGGGCAGGGUACGCACACCCCUGUGUGACACUGCGGAUGGUGUCUCCCGGGGGGUAGACUACAAAGGGAAAGCAAACAUUAUCAAAGGUGUGCAUAAAAAGUGGAUGCAUGAAACAACCGACGGUGAGAAACGGCUGAACGGGGAGGGGAUAAAUGGAGAGCCAGUCAGAAGCAACGCCUUAUGCAGCUUCAACCAAAUGGUCCCCCACCCCCGUAGCAACUUCUUCAAAUAUUUUAACAAAACGGAAGUAAGAAAAAGUGAAAUUUUAGAAGAAGGGCCACAUGAUGAUAGGAAGAAAAGUGCCUUUCCCCAAGGUCCCCAUUUAAACUUCCUUUCACCUCCGAACAUGCGCAGUAGCAGUAGUGCAGAUUGUUACGAACAUAUAAAGGCUCAUGUGAAGAAGACACAGGUGGAUGCGAGUUGCCAAGCUGAUAGUGAUCCUUUUGCUAAUUUCAUACUUAACCAUGAUUCGAUGAAAAAUUUAAAAUAUACAUGGAAUGAUGAAGAGAAAAAAAUAAACGGGGAAUCCUUCAUUUGUUUUUUAAAGACUAAAAUCAACAUGUACAAAAGGGAACUUUGUCUGAAGGAGCAGGAACUCGAAUUAACUAAACAAAUAAAAAAAAAAGAAAUUGAAGAUGUUAAAAUGGCUAACUCCGUCCAAUUGGCAGUUGUCCGAGAGAAACACCAAGCUCAAAUUUGUUACCUAAAACAGCAACACUUGGAAGAUGCUACAAGAAUGAGGAAACAGUUUGAGGAAAAAAUAUACAACCUAGAAGAAGACCUAACCCUAGACCUAGACGUGCUCCACUGCCAGGACAAAAACUCUGUUAUAAGUAACCUACCAGAUGACCAAAUGGAAUGGAGCAAAUUGGAUCAGGCGGACAGAUGUAUACCCAACCAUGGGUAUGCAGGUUGGGGUGAAGGACACCAUGAGGGGGGCUUCACAGAAGGGGCAGAUGUAGCAGUAGUAGACUACGAGGAGAAGGAUGCGAACAUGAACCGUUUUCUGUUUGACCAGGUGGAUAUGGGAAGUGUCAUGAGGGGAGGAGGUUGUGAUACAGAUCACUACACCGACGAUAUUCCUAAGAAGAGAAAAUUCUUAAAUUUCGAUUAUGGCCUUGAGAAUGGAAACGUGAGACAAACUCCAGAGGGGGAACCUGAUGGAGGAAACCUCGCAGCGCUAACUACCAACACGAGUGGAGAGAUACCCCUUGUAGAAACACACACGAGCAACAACGUCCAGGCAGCCAUUAACAAAAUAAAGCAACUUGUUAAUAGAAGAAAUGUAAAGCACGAAUUGAACAAUGAACACAUAAGAGAAGAAAUUGCAACUCUCAGAAGUGAAGUUGAAAAAUUCAAAUGUGGACGAGGGCGCGAAUUGGACUUUGUCACAAACAGUGCUCAGGUGGUGAGCGAACUGCUACAGACGAUUGAUACGGAGGAGGAGCAGCAGGAGGAAGAAGAAGUGCCGCUCAUAGAUUGUCGGGACACGAUGUCCUAUAUAGAACAGGAGCAAAGUAAAAUUUACGAGAUUAUAAAAAAGGGCCAUAAUGAUCUCCUCAAAAAUGAUCAAGUGGUGAAAAUCCUCGACGCAAGUUUCAUCAUGCGGCUCCUCGUCCGCUUAGUUUGCGCAUUAAAAUUGGAAAGGGUUAAACGCCGCCUCAUCGCUGAACGGGUGGGCAUGAAGGGAAGCAGUGAAGGGGGAAGAGACGGGAGAGGCGACACACCAAGCAAUGAAAUAGGAAAACUCGAACACGAAAUGGAAACAGAGGAACAUAUAAAAAGUGUCAACAGGAAGAACAAACGAUUACAGUGCCUCAAUGAGUACUACAAGAAGAGGUUAGGACAUGUGGAGGUAUGGACCCAUACGCUUCAAGACAUAAAAUGGAAGUGCAACAAUAAUUUCAAGCAAAAUGGCAGACAUACGUUUACGUAUAGAAGAGAAGAGACGGCUCUUCACGAGUCUGCGGAGAUCCUUCCUUCAGGUGAUACAUCAAACGAGGCGGCUGCAUCUGAGCCGUUAGCAUAUCCCCACGUUGCACCCGAAUCUGUGUCUCUGCAUCCUGUCGCUCCCUUGCCCCCCUUUCUGUGCUCGCCAGAAUUUUAUUUGCGAUCCUUUGAAGAAGAAAACGAAAGGGACGCACAGCUCAUGCAUCUGUUGAAGCAGAUCGGUAGGUGUGAAAAUGAGGAAGAUGCACCCCUUUUCCAAAAUAACCCUCCCAUGAGGUGCGAAGGAGGGGACAACAACGAGGAGCAAGCAAAUGGGCGACAAAUGAAUUCAGAUAAGCCUAACCUCAGUGCAUGUUCCACAGAAGCAUCGCUAAAAAAAAAACUAACAUAUAACUUCUGGUUAAUACUUGGAGAUACGUACAACUACAGGAAUGUCAUAGUAGAAGCGUGCCAUUACAUUUGUCGUUCAAAUAGCAUGAUGAACAAGUACUUCUUAACGAGUGAGCAGAAAAUGAGGGAAGAAAGAAGGCAAUUCGCACACCUGUGCAACGAUAAGGACACUGUCCACAUGGAAGAAAAAUACAAGUGGAGACAACUAAUCGGAGCAGCGACAUUGAAUAGGGACAUAUAUAAAGAGAAAUAUUUACAAUUACAAAAAGAAAAUGAAAAGGAAAGAAAGAAUCUCCUGCAUCUAACUAACCUCUGCUAUGAACAAGAAAGUGUCAAAUAUAAAAAUACGAUUCAUACAUUUAGACAGGUAGAUCAUAACUGUAGGAUUUACAAAGCAAGAGAAAAAAAAUGGGUUCAGCUAGCCAAAAUGCUGAUAACCGAAUUGACAAAUUCGUCAAAAGAUAACCAGGAAGAAGUGAAGAAUGUCUGGCUGGAAAUUGUUGCAUCUCAGAAGAAGAAGAGGAAAAAAAAAAAAAAAAAGUGCAUGCAGGGGGGAGAUUCUAACUCGGAGAGACAUAUCGAGGAAUGCAUAACUAAUGACGCUUGUGCAGGUGUGGAUGCAACUACCUCACAUUUGACGCCAAUCAGACAGCGCAAAAAAGAGGUGGCAAAUUUAGUGGGUAAAAACAAAGUGAGGAAGGGAACCUUAACCAAUUGCGAACGGGACAACGUCGGAGAGAAGAAAAGGAGCAGUACUACCAGCCGUUGCGUUAGUGACAAAUUGGGGUCUGCAUCAAGGGGGGAGAGAAAGAGUGUGCACAUGGAUCGCAGCAAUAACGACAUGUACCGCCAACAGAAUUCAAUGUGUAAGCAAGCGUCUCCCUCAGUUCGUGCUGCCAACAGAAAUAUCGCUGAACGUGGCGAAGGGGGAAGUAAACUAAACGAACUGAACCACAGCAGGGAUUAUUUUAAGGGGAGCGGUGCGAACUACUACGCCAAAAAUUUCCAAUCCUUCCUAAAUGAUGUGCAACGUAGCUGCGUUCUUAACUUGUCUUCUGAGAGUGAACAGGACGUUUCGUUAUCGGGGGAGGGCACUGCCGAGUCGCUGCAUAGCGGCAGUGACAUAGGUGUAGAUGCAAGUGCAAGUACCGUACUGCAGGGAGAUAAUAGUAACGCCAGCCCAGGUGGCGAACCGUGGGAGAGUUGCCUCAAACAAAUGGCAGAGGAGUCCUGUACGAUGUUUCAAAGGAUCCUCUCCAUGAAAGAAGAAGAAAUUAUGGAAAAAAAAAAACAAAUGGAAUUUCUGCAAGGGGAACUAAACGAAAUGAAGAAGCAAAAGAACAGUCAGGAGAACAAGUACGCAUGUCUGAAGGAACAAAACAAUGACUUACUAAAGAGGCUAGGAUCCCUAAAUGAAAUAAUAUCCAAUUUAAAUGACCAAUUGUAUAAAAUAAAUGAAGAAAAAAUGUGCAGUGAAAAUAAAAGCUUAACCAAACAACAUGAACUUCAUACCCUUGUGAGGAAUUAUGAAAGUGUGGUAAAAUUAAUAAAAGCUCAUGUGAAGAAUUAUCCCUCCGUUUUGUGCCUCAUAGACACGGUGACGGAGCACGACAAGGACAACAUCCUGGACUUGCUCAGUGCGGGAGAAAAUUAUAACGAGGGACUUAGUUUUUCACUUCAAACAGAUGAUAACCAUGUCGACGUGAAGGCGAAACAGAAUUGUGUACUUCAGAGUGUUGCACAGGAGGCAGCAACAAAUAACGUCUCGCAAGUGUUGGCCAAUUUAGAAGAAGCCAAUAUGUCCAUUCGGCGAGAAGACAAAAGUGAGAACAUUCCUGAUUUUUGUUUAACCGAUUUGAUGAGGGAUAUGGGGUGGGACAAUUAG